AUGACAUCAGCAUCACCAAAGAAAACAGUAUAUAGCUUCAUACGACCGUCAGAUGAAGAAACCGAGAAAAGAAAUCUUUUAGAGAGAUAUUUCCAAUCUGAACGUGCUGAAGUAUCCGUGAACAGUUUGAUCUCGGCAUCUGAUUACUUUCUUGCAAAGGCACAUGAAUUAGUAUUAACCACAAAUGAAGAUAGUGGUCGGCAAGUAUAUUGCAAGAUGGUUAAGAUAUCUAUUCAAGCGCUACUUAUAUUGCUUAACCGGUAUAAGCAAUCUUUGAAUCCAAAGUUUGAACUGAUCAUUUGUUUCAAACUUGCAAGAAUUUAUUUCUCUGAGACUGAUAAUAUCAAUAGGGCGGAGGAUUAUGUUAAUCGAGCGAUUUCGAUAGCCUCUAGGAACAAUUUGGUUCAAAUUAAGUUUGUUAGUGAGUUCCUAGGGGCUCUAAUCCUUCAGGCUACGAAUUCUCCAUUAAUAUCAAAUUAUCUUGAUGAACGUAUCAGUUCAUUAAGAAGUAUGAAGAUGUACAGGUUAGCAAAUUUAUUCACGAUAUUGAAGAUAAAUUACUUGAUGGUUAUGGAUAGUGCUACUGGAUUAGUUGUUCUUCAAUCUUUAUGCCGAGAUCCUGAAAUAGAUGUGGGGACAAAGGCUUUGAGUUUUUUAUACCAAGCUAGUAUACAUUUAUAUCGAGGAUCUCCUAAAAUAGCCUUGGAACUCUUAGAACAAACACAAGUUAUGGAUUCCCCUUUAAACUUCCCGAUACAAUUAAAGGCUAUGUAUUAUCUCCAAAAGCUUUUAGUAUUGGUGCAAACAAAUCAACUGAAACUUUCAAAAGUAGUCAUGAAAGAAAUUGGGAAGUUUUUAUUAGAACAACAAGAGAAAGGAUGGAAAAGUUGGAAUGAAGAUGGUACUUUUCAAAUACUGUUUCCAAUAGAAAAUAUUUCAAACAUUUCAUAUCGAGUAUCAUGGUUGAAUUCAGAUGAAUUUGUGGUUAUCUUUUACUUUCUUACAGGGGUCAGCAUGUUAAACAAUGGUAAAAAUAAAUCUUUGAAAGUGUUUAACAGGUGCUUACAAAUUAUCAAUUCACAAUUAAGUCAAUUAACUGAUGAUAAGAUAUCUGAGAGAAAUUUUUCCAGUACAGAGUUAUCAAAAAAGAAGCUUAAAUUUACGUAUAUGAAGUAUUCAGUACAUUACUAUCAAAUUCUACAAAACUUUAUGAAUAAUGAUUUUACAUCAAGUUGUUGGAAACCUUUAGAAGAGUUUUUGGAAAAAGUUAAUACAAAUCAAUUUAAUGACGAAGAAUGGACUUGCUAUCAAUUACUUGUUCCAAACAUUCUUUAUCUUUUCGCUCUUUACCAUCAACAUUCAGGAGAUUUGCAAAAAGCAAAGAAGUAUUACAUUAAAGUUCGGGAUUAUACCUCAGAAAUUUCUCGAGAGCGUAAAAGUGCGUCAAUAUCGUUUGAUCAAAGUUCACUUGGGGUUGGAGGAUAUUCAUUUCAAGCGUGCGGACAGCAUAAUGAGUUGUAUGUAUAUUCCUCGCUUCAUCUCUUAAUAUUAACUGAGUAUGAGCUUAAUUUGUCUACAAAUAUUGAGCUUGAUAAUGUCCACAAGAUGCGUCAAAUAAUAUACAAGGAAUUAAGUGAAACAUUUACAACAGCUCGUACAACUACAUCCAAUAGUUUUAAUGACAGCUUUGUAAACUCAAGUACUCUAUUAUCUGUAUUUUAUCAACUAUUGAUUAGUGUCUACAAUAAGGAAGGAACUAAUCGAUUCGAUAUUGAGAAACUUCAAGUAUUUGAUACUGAAGAGUUUUCAUCAGACUUCCCUGUGGUUGCGGGACUUGCCUACUAUGUUUCCUUACUUGGAACGACAAGUUUAAAUCACAGAGAUAAAUACCUAAAAAUGUGUGUGGAUAUCUUGGAAAAGGCGUCAAAUUCUGAUAAUGGUAAAGUAUUGAAAAUAUUUGCCCAAAGAGAAUUACUACAAGAAUGCAUUCGUACUGGCGAGAAAGAUAGGGCAAUUAUCCUUCAACUUCAAUUACAAACUUUAAUAGAGGAAUUGAAAGUCAAUUUACCUGUACUUUCAAUAAAUAAUGAAAUAUAA
Molecule: messenger RNA, 2097 nt
Organism: [Candida] anglica
Lineage: Eukaryota; Fungi; Ascomycota; Pichiomycetes; Serinales; Debaryomycetaceae
Source: the annotation of a GenBank genome assembly